This is a messenger RNA of Carassius carassius (crucian carp), 1946 nucleotides long. Its product is annotated as bis(5'-adenosyl)-triphosphatase enpp4-like. Lineage: Eukaryota; Metazoa; Chordata; Actinopteri; Cypriniformes; Cyprinidae. The record is from RefSeq and is a predicted model, not a curated record. Bases 225 to 1616 code for a protein of 463 amino acids. The transcript has 4 exons.
GUCCCUCGCCCUCAUUGGCUGCUGCAUCUGUCAGUCAUGCCGUGACGUCACACUGUAUUUUUGUAAGAGGAAGCGCAAGAAACCGCAUCAAACCAAGAACAUACUUGACUUUAUUAAUCAGAUCGACAUCAGCGAAGAGUUUAAUGUGUCUGCAUUUAAAAAAUACGCUUUCCGACGUCCCGAGCAGAAAGUGAAGAAAGUGACUGCCCCACGCGCACCUCAGGAUGCAGGUCAACAGUUAUCUGUACGUGCUCAUCAUCGUCUGUAGUGGAUUAACCCUGUCUGUGCCGACCGGAAACCAAACAGGUCUGGGAUCUGGGAAUGAGCUGCUGCCGCUCCUCCUGGUGUCCUUCGAUGGUUUCCGUGCAGACUAUCUAAACAAUUACUCUUUUCCCAAUCUGGAGAAGUUCUUCUCUGAUGGCGUUCUUGUGCACAAGCUGACCAAUGUGUUCACGACGAAAACCUUUCCCAAUCAUUACAGUCUCGUCACAGGCCUGUACGCCGAGAGCCACGGCAUGCUUGCCAGUGUUAUGUACGAUUCGGUGUCCAAAAAGACAUUCUCAAUUCAGAACGACAGUGAUCCUUUCUGGUGGGACGAAGCCACUCCGAUCUGGGUGUCCGUGGAGGAGUCUGGGUACAAGGCAGCCGCUGCUAUGUGGCCAGGGACGGAUGUCAGUAUUCAAAACCACACAUUAAAAUACAAAUUCAAGUACAACCCCAAAAUGACUUUCCAAGAGAGGCUGGGAAACCUCACACAGUGGAUGACCGCGGACAAAUCUGUGAAGUUUUCCGCUCUGUAUUGGGAAGAGCCCGACAGGAGCGGACACAUGUACGGCCCGGACAACACAACAGAGAUGAGCAGGGUUUUAAAGGAAGUGGAUGGUCACAUUGGCUUCCUGAUGGAGCAGCUCAACAGAACGGGAUUAUGGGGGAAGAUAAACGUCAUCAUCACUAGUGAUCACGGCAUGGCGCAGUGUUCUCAAGAGCGUCUUAUAAAGCUGGAUGACUGCAUCCAUCAGAGCAGCUACAGGGUGGUGGAUCUCACUCCUGUGGCCGCCAUAAUCCCACUGGAAGAUAAUUCGACUGUAUAUAAAAACCUGUCCAGAUGUCACCAUCACAUGAAGGUGUACCUGAAGGAGGAAGUUCCCGAUCGGCUGCACUAUAAAAACAACGCAAGGAUUCAGCCAAUCAUUCUGGUGGCAGAUGAAGGCUGGACGAUCAUCAAAAAUGGCAGACUCCCGCGCCUGGGCGAUCAUGGCUAUGACAAUACAUUUCCCAGCAUGCACCCCUUCCUGGCCGCCCAUGGGCCCGCAUUUCGCAAAGGCUACAAGAUGUCGAGCUUGAACAGUGUGGAUAUCUACCCGCUCAUGUGUCACCUGCUGGGCAUCUUUCCGAAGCCCAACAACGGCAGCUUCGCUCAGGUGCGCUGUGCGCUAGUUAACGAGCAGUGCGGAGAGCUAGCGCUAGCGGUGGGCCUCGUCAUCGGAGUUCUGAUCAUCCUGACCACCUUCACCUGUCUAUUCAAGCUGAUGAAGAACAGAGAUGUCUCGUCUUCACGUCCGUUCGCCCGCUUGGAGUUAGAGGAGGACGAUGAUGACGAGCCGCUGCUGGAAUGAAGCAGUUAUUAGACACAGGGACUGUCUCGGAUGGAGAGAUUUGACUCUAUACAAGCACAUGUUUAAGGAAUAGUUCAUCUAAAUGAUGACUGCAUUUGCAUUUUCAGGUGAACUGUUCCUUUAAAUGCUGAAAUGGUGCCGAUGUGCCAAUCGUAUUGAAACUGUAAGGGAAACAAUUCUGCGAAACACUGAAGGCACAAUAAUGAUGAGACAUGACAAAACAUGUCCUCAACAUUAUCAGCAGCUCUUGAGAUAGAAAUACUUCACAAAUGUUCAUUUUGGAAAUGUCUCGCUCUUUUUCUUAAAGGGAUAGUUCACCCAAAAAUGAAA